AUGGCUGUUGAUCCAUCUGCACGAUCUGAGGGAAAACCUCUCACGAUCUCCCAAUGGCGAGAGAUACAAGGCACUGCUUCGGAGCCGACACACAUUCUGACUCUCAUUGAAGAGCAAGCGCAAUCAAAUACAUCGAAUGCCUGGAUUUCUCUGGCAAGACCGGCGCAGAUCAUCGAGCAAUGGGAGAAGAUCAUAGCGCUUCGAUCGCAAGGGGUCGACCUUCCGUUAUUCGGAGUGCCCUUCGCUGCGAAGGACAACAUCGACGCCGCAGGAUUCUGCACGACUGCUGCAUGCCCAUCAUUCGGAACCAAGCCCGUCGCUGCCGACUCGACUAUAGUCCGAAGGCUGAAAUCACUGGGAGCCAUUCUCGUCGGAAAGACCAACCUCGAUCAAUUCGCAACCGGCCUCGUCGGCACCCGCUCACCAUACGGCGCCGUUGCUAACUCCUUUGACCCAAGCCGGGUCAGCGGCGGGAGCAGCUCGGGAAGCAGUGUAGUCGUCGCUCAGGGAUUGGUUCCUUUCUCGCUCGGCACCGACACGGCUGGGUCUGGUCGCAUACCUGCUGGCUUCAAUAACAUCGUCGGACUGAAGCCCACACGAGGAGCUCUGAGCACACAUGGUGUGGUGCCGGCUUGUCGCUCGCUUGAUUGCGUUUCGAUCUUCGCGCUGACACUCGAAGAUGCGGAUGAAGUCCUUCGCCUGGCUGAGGGGUUUGAUGUUCUCGAUGCAUACUCUAGAGAUCGCAGCGGUUGUGCGACUAAGACCUCUCCACGGGGAGCUCUACCACCGCAACCGACGUUGGCUAUUUGUGCCGACCCACAAUGGUUUGGACACACAGAGCAGGCCGUCGCGUACGAGGCGGCAUUGGCUAAAGGCGAACGGUUAGGUUGGAAGCUGAAGCAAGUUGACUUCACACCUCUCUUCGCUCUUGCCACACUCCUGUACGAGGGCCCAUGGGUUGCCGAGCGAUAUGCUGCAAUCCAGAAUUUCAUCCAGUCGGCACCGGCGGAUGCCAUGGAUCCCGUUGUUCGUGGCAUCAUCAUGAAAGCCGAACAGUUCACCGCCGCAGACGUCUUCGACAAUGAAUACCGUCGACAAGACCUCGCUCGCGAGAUUGAGCAGAUCUUUGGCAAGUACGACGCCUUGCUAGUUCCCACCGCACCGACAUUUCCCACGAUGCAAGACCUCAAGGAUGAGCCUGUCCUCACGAAUAGUCAACUGGGGAUGUACACCAAUUUCGUCAAUUUUCUGGAUUGGUCUGCGUUGGCAAUACCCGCCGGAUGGAGGAAAGACGGCUUGCCUUUCGGCAUUACGUUGAUCGGGGGCGCGUGGGAGGAGCCACGACUGAUGGAGCUUGCUCGGAGAUGGAUGUCUGACUCUCCACGUACAUUGGGCGCUACAGGGAGGACUUAUCAAGAGCCUCCACGCAGCCUUCCAGACGAAGUCAGCUCUAUACCAGUGGCGGUAGUUGGUGCUCAUCUUACCGGCUUCCCGCUGAACAAUGAUCUGACUUCCCGGGGUGCAACUCUUGUCGCAUCCACGGCCACUGCCCCGAAAUAUCAACUGUUUUCCCUCAACACCACAGGCCCGGUACGAAAGCCUGGUCUGAAACGGGUCGUCGACGGCGGAGACUCGAUAGAAGUUGAAGUAUGGAGUAUGCCGCUCGACAAGAUGGGUAGCUUUCUCGGCACGAUCGUGGCACCUUUGGGUCUCGGAUCCAUUGAAUUGGAGAAUGGUCACUGGGUACAAGGGUUCAUCUGCGAGCCUAUUGGUCUUGCAGAUGCGGAGAAUAUCACAAAUUUCGGUGGGUGGCGAGCGUACAUGAAAUCACUUCAGACGACCACUCCAGCGCCUUCACACAAAACACCAUCGGUACCUUUUGAAGUUGAUGAAGUCAAGGCCAUCAAAAGAGUGCUAAUUGCCAAUCGCGGCGAGAUAGCCCUUCGUAUCAUUCGGACCUUGCGCGACAUGAAUAUCUCCUCUGUUUCCAUCUAUUCAUCUGCAGAUGCUCGCGCGCCGCACGUCACCGCUGCCGACACAGCCUUUCCGCUGACUGGUGACACGGUUUCCGACACCUAUCUGAAUGGCAAGCAGAUUCUCGACAUAGCCAAGGAAGCAGGUGCAGAUGCCGUGAUUCCCGGAUAUGGUUUCCUCUCAGAGAACUCCGACUUUGCCGCAGCCGUCGAGGCUGCAGGACUGAUCUGGAUAGGCCCGACUCCGAAGCAGAUGAGUGAUCUAGGUCUGAAGCACAGUGCUCGUGAGAUUGCCAUAGCUGCGGGCAUUCCAGUCGUCCCGGGGAGCCAAGGCCUGGUCACCAACAUCGACGACGCCUUAGCAGAUGCGGAGAAGAUUGGAUAUCCCAUUAUGGUGAAGAGCACUGCUGGUGGAGGCGGAAUCGGUCUUCAGAGGUGUGCGGACGCGCAUGCACUGCGCGAGGCAUUCGACGGUGUACGUCGGCUCGGCCAGGCGAACUUUGGUGACGAUGGUGUUUUCAUCGAGCAUUUUAUCGACCGCGCACGACACGUCGAGGUUCAGGUCCUAGGCGAUGGAUCAGGCCGUGUCAUAUGCGCUGGCGAUCGCGAUUGUUCGCUACAGCGACGCAACCAAAAGGUUGUUGAAGAGGCACCAGCCGCUUUCGUUCCCAUCGAGAUACAGGCCGACAUGCGGCGCGCUGCUGCUGCUCUCGUCGCCUCGUUGAAAUAUCGCAAUGUUGGCACUGUCGAGUUCAUCUUUGACAUCGAUGUCAACAAAUUCUACUUUUUAGAGAUGAACACUCGCCUACAGGUAGAGCAUCCCGUGACCGAAGCUGUGACGGGUCUGGAUCUCGUCCAAUGCAUGAUGCGCAUAGCCAUGAACGACUGCGCUGCGCUCUUUCCCCAACAAGUCAACGAAACUCCCACGCGCGGUGCCGCAGUCGAGGCCCGCGUGUAUGCCGAGAGCCCUCUUCAGGGAUUUCGGCCUUCCCCGGGAAAGCUGCUGAAUGUCCAGUUCCCAUCCGAUGUCCGAGUUGAUACUUGGGUGAGCUCAGGGCAGGAGGUCUCGUCGUCGUUUGACCCAAUGAUCGCGAAGAUCAUCGCCUACGGGGAAGACCGCCGUGAAGCACUUCACAAGGUCUCGAAGGCUUUAGCGAAAACGACGAUAACGGGCAUCGAAACGAACCUGGAGUAUCUCCGUCAGAUCGUUGAUUGGGAUUUGUUCCAUUCCGGAGAGUUCACGACAACUUCGUUGAAUGCAUUCCCUUUCAAUGCUCAAGUGUUAGAAGUCAUUGAUGUUGGUUCCGGAACGUCUGUUCAGGAUUUCCCAGGCCGUCAAGGCCUCUGGCAUAUCGGCAUACCGCCGUCUGGCCCUAUGGAUUCCUACUCCUUCCGUUUAGCCAACAGAAUUCUCGGUAAUGGAGACGAUGCUGCGGGUCUUGAGUGCUCAAUUCAAGGACUGAAACUUCUUUUUCACUGCCCUACUACCAUAGCCGUUGUUGGUUCUGAUGCACCCUUAUAUGUCGAUGGAAAACAAGUAGACAGUGGUGUGCCCAUCAAGAUCAAAGCGAAACAAGAACUGACCAUCGGAACGUCGAACAACGGAUCCCGCGUCUAUCUAGCCGUUCGUGGAGGCCUUCAGGUUCCUAAAGUCCUCGGCAGCCGUUCGACUUUCGCAAUUGGGCAUUUUGGCGGAUACAACGGACGCAUUUUGCACAUUGGUGAUCUCCUCCCCAUAGAAUCUAAUGACCAAGAAGAGCUUUCAGUAGCCUUGAAGGCGCCAGCCCUUCCCCUGCCUACCUCCGACAACCGAGAAUGGAUCGUUGCUGCGGUGCCAGGCCCGCAUGGCGGGCCUAUCCAUUUCACACAAAAAGCGCUUCUAGAGCUAUUCAAUGGCGUUUGGACGGUUCACUACAACAGCAAUAGAUUGGGUGUUCGUCUGACAGGUCCUCGACCUAAAUGGACUCGGAAGACUGGUGGAGACGCGGGGUUGCAUCCUUCCAAUAUCCACGACAGCCCUUACUCCAUCGGUAACAUCAGCUUCACGGGUGAUGAGGCGGUUGUACUGACGGCUGAUGGCCCAAGUCUAGGAGGGUUUGUUUCCUUCGCUACGAUUGUCGACGCUGAAAUGUGGAAGUUUGGUCAGAUGCUGCCAGGCGACCGCGUGCGAUUACGUUCUGUCUCCCUUCACGAUGCACUGGAGCUAUCGAAGGCCGUGGAGCAAUCCAUCGCUGAGCUCAGCCCGCUUGCGGCGCAAGCAUAUCAGGAAGCAAGUGUCUCCACCCUGAUCGAUCCGGUCGUGAAGGAGAUCCGCCACGCUGGUCGUUUCAUUCGAUGCUGCCAGUCAGGCGAUCGAGCGUUGUUGCUCGAGUUCGGCGAAGAAGAUGACUUCACGCUGAGGCAAACAUUCCAUGUUAUGACUUUCAUGGAGAAGCACCGAAAAUAUCCCAUGACUGGCGUCAGGGAGCUCACACCAGGAGUCCGAAGCAUCCAUGUCCGCGUGGAUGAGAACAUGCCAUUAGAUCAAGUACUCGACGCGCUUGUUGCGCAUGAAAGUUCACUUGGGACUGAGAUUCCCUCGCGACUACCCUCGCGUAUCGUCAAGAUGCCACUCGCCUUUGACGACGAGAAGAGCCGCAAGGCCAUCGCUCGUUAUAGUUCGACGAUCCGUUCCUCGGCACCAUAUCUCCAUUCCAACAUCGAGUUCCUGCAGAAGCUGAACGGGCUUGACAGCGUCAACGAGGUGGAGACCACUCUCUACGAUGGCACUUUCCUGGUACUGGGACUUGGAGACGUGUACCUUGGAUCCCCCUGUGCCAUCCCAUUAGACCCCCGCCAUCGUCUCUUCGGAACGAAAUACAACCCCUCUAGAUCCUUCACACCCCGCGGCGCCGUCGGCAUCGCAGGCCAAUAUUUGUGCAUCUACGCCACCGACUCGCCGGGCGGCUACCAACUCGUCGGUCGCACAGUGCCUAUUUGGGAGGACUUCCACGGAUCUGAAUUGAACGGCGAGGUUCCGUGGAUGUUCUCGCUCCUAGACCAAAUUCAAUUCUACCCUAUCGCUGAGGACGAGCUUUCGGCGGCGGAGCGCAAUGGCACGGCGGUCGACCUGAUUAAUAUAUCUAACACCACGCUAGAUCUUGAGGAUUAUGAGCGUUGGUUGAAGGAGAACGAGGAGGAUAUCAUUGCCGUGAGGGAGCAACGGAUGAAUGCGGUGCACAAGGCGGAUUUCUACGAAGACCUGCUGAAGCCUUACGAACUGACGGUGAAUGGUGCAAAUUCGAGACUUGGUAGCGACGAAUCUGUGCCCGGGGAGCGUGUCAAGGCGCGUCUCCCCGGCAGGUGUUUCCGUUGCGCGGUGGAAGAGGGGGAUGAAGUGCGGAGUGGACAACCUUUGAUAUGGAUCGAGUCGAAUAAGAUGGAGGUUAAGAUUUGUGCACCAAAAGACGGGAAAUGCGUGAGGCUGCUGGUUGGAGAGGGCGAUGUCCUGGGAUCGAAUGAUGAUAUUGCGAUCAUUUCAUAA
Messenger RNA from Aaosphaeria arxii CBS 175.79, 5496 nucleotides. Its product is annotated as urea amidolyase. Gene Ontology annotation, molecular function: ATP binding; metal ion binding. Lineage: Eukaryota; Fungi; Ascomycota; Dothideomycetes; Pleosporales. Bases 1 to 5496 code for a protein of 1831 amino acids. The transcript is spliced from 2 exons. The record is from RefSeq and is a predicted model, not a curated record.